Anastrepha obliqua is the source of this 3557-nucleotide messenger RNA. It is a transcript of the gene Sidpn, whose product is annotated as hairy/enhancer-of-split related with YRPW motif-like protein. The transcript has 7 exons. Gene Ontology annotation, cellular component: nucleus. NCBI's taxonomy places the organism in Eukaryota, Metazoa, Arthropoda, Insecta, Diptera, Tephritidae. The coding region runs from base 880 to 2442 and encodes 520 amino acids. Gene Ontology annotation, molecular function: DNA-binding transcription factor activity, RNA polymerase II-specific; RNA polymerase II cis-regulatory region sequence-specific DNA binding; protein dimerization activity. The record is from RefSeq and is a predicted model, not a curated record. Gene Ontology annotation, biological process: regulation of transcription by RNA polymerase II; regulation of neurogenesis; anterior/posterior pattern specification.
GUUCGGUGGUCGGUGUUCGGCGGUUGUUGCUUACCUACUUUCUGGCUGCGUGCACAUUUUUGUUAUAGUCGUUUCUGUUGUUUUGCUGGUGGUUAGCUGACUCCAAUCUGCUGCGCUCAGCUCAGCUCAACUCAACUGAACUGAACUGAACUCGAGUCGGCUCGGUAUGCGACAUGCGGCAUAGCAUGCCACUGUUGUGAUUCGCUUCGACACACAUGUACUUGUGCAUAUGUAUGUAUGCACGAAUCGCGUCGUCGCCGUAGUCGUCUGUGCGGCCAGGAUAUUUAGAAAAGCACCAAGGAUAAUGAUUCAGUUUUGAUUUAAAUUCUGUUAGUUCGUCGCUCGACGUCUUGGCGUGUGGACGUUCCGAUGCGUUUUCGUUUCGUUUCGUUCAACUUUGCUCACUUAUCGUGGUUUCGCGAAAUAGUUCAUGUUAUCGCAGUGUUGUAAAGCAAGUUAACACCAACACACCUUGUCGUUGUCACCGUCGCUGACACAGUGGUGGCGGCAGCAGACGUAAUUGUCGUUUGUGUCUGGCCUAAAUAGGGGCAUGGUGUAGAUGUACGAAGAGUAUUUAAUUGUAGCCUACAAGUUUGUUUAAAGCAUACGAGUCAGCGCGCUUUCAAUAACAUUGUGUUUAACUUGCGACGGUUGCUUGAAUUCAAUACAUAUUCGCACGUAAAAUAUUGUGUCUGAUUGAUUUCUGCACGGACUUAAGUCGCAAGGACAUGACAUCUCUGGAUUUAUAAGCUAAUUUGAUUGUGAACAAUUGGAUAUUUUUUACCACCGUAGCGAUCAUGUGCAACAUAGACCUAUCUCGAGCAUUUCGUUUCUUUGUUUAGUUACGGAUUCGCAAGGAUUUUCGGCAAACAUGACAAUAUGACAGCAAAACGCGACAAGGAUUAUGCUAAAAGUAAAACAUCAACUGGAACGGGAUUUUCUGCGUCAGCAUCAACAGGAGCAGUAAAAUCUAUAGGUCUAGUCACAUCUUCACAAAAUGUAACCUCAUCUCAGGAUAUCACGAAACGAACAAACAAGCCACUUAUGGAAAAGCGACGACGUGCCCGUAUCAAUCAAAGUUUGGCCAUACUAAAGGCCCUCAUAUUGGAGUCGACGAAGAAUCAAUCGAAAACAACCGAUGGCCAAACUAAACACACAAAAUUGGAAAAAGCUGAUAUACUGGAAUUAACUGUACGUCACUUCCAGCGGCAUCGAAAUCUCGAUGAUACAACCAUUAAUAAAUAUAGAGCUGGGUACACGGACUGCGCUAGAGAGGUGGCUCGCUACCUGGCCACACCUGAACCUCCACCACUUGGAAAUAUUCCUUCUUUGUCUGAACCAGGGUCCAAAGCACGUCUUCUGAGACAUUUGGAUCAAUGUAUAGCUGAAAUAGACAUUGAGAUAUGCCCUCACUCGACUGCAACCUAUGCCGACAGUCCAUCCAGUAGUUGCUAUGACAUCAACUCAGCGACAAAAAAGGCUCAAGCGGAUGACAAUUCAUUAGAUUACAGCAGCCAAGACUCGAAUCCAUUAGAUUUCAGUAAAGCCGCCUCGAAUGUUUUAGCAUCAAAAGCAACUUUUGUUAGUCCUGCUGGCACACCAAUUGCACAUUCUACAAAUUCUCCCUGCUCUGAACGUCUAAGUUCACAAGAUGAGAACAACAAUCCCGAUGGACCUCAAUCUAGCGCAGGGUCGAGCAGAAGUGAAGGAAACAUGCGGCCAUUGAUUGCCGGUACCGACUUACCGAAUGUAAUAGAUAUUAAUGCUGUACAGAGCUUUGAAGAUCGCAGUAAACUCUGCUCAAAUGUAUUGGAUACAUACAAACAUCUAAAAGUAAAUGAUCCAACUGGGAUCCUUGUGCUUCCCCCACACUACGUUCAAUUGGCAGCUGCGUUGGGUUUAAAUACACAUCCCGUAAUGGAAUCCGUUACUACACGCACGGACUUUGAGCGCCUUAUAGAAAUGAAUCAUGUGCCCCCAUUGCCAGCUCAAAUUGCCAAUAAACUCAGUACGUAUGGAGCUCUACCUGGAGCUUUGGAGGCCGCACAUGUAGCUGCUGCUUACGCAGCGACAACUUUACAAGCGAAAGAAAAUGGUAUGACCACAGCAAGUACAGCAUCCUCAAUGGCUGGAACUAUGAAUGUGGAGCGUCCUGCCUCUGUGCUCUCUAAUGCAACUUCUGUUGCAUCCACUUCUGUGAGUUCUAUGACCUCUACCGAUUCACUGAAAACCAGUCAACAGCAACAUCAGUCAUCACGCUUGGAAGCUGGAUCAGCAUCGACAGUAGAAGCAGCACAAUUAAACAUGGUUAACAAUCCACUAUCGGUGAACCUCGCCGCAGUAGCAGCAGCGCAGCACCAGCUGCAUCUAUUACGACCCAAUGAGGCUCUAGCACGGCAAGAACAACAGCCGCAAGAUGAAAAUAUGUGGAGACCAUGGUGAGAGGCACACAUUUUAGUCCAUUGUGUUAUUAAAGAGCUUAAAGCAUGUAAAUACCAAAGAUUUUUUUCCGUAAUUAUGUGAAGAAAGUAGGCAGCAUGGGAAUAUAAAAACAUGGCAAUAUGAUAAACUUUUUUCAUGAGAUCUCGUUAGGUUAAUUUUAUUUACCUUAAGUCAUCAUAUUGUAUAUAUUAUUUUUUUUAUACGGCGCUGUCACUAUUUGUUGACUCAGGCUGAGAGUAAAACUCUCGCGCUAGUUGAUUCUUCAAUGUACAAGUUUCGCCAGACUCCUUCGUUCAGCAACUUCCUUUACCUCAUUUUUUUGACACUCUGGCUCUGGCUGUGAAGAAAAUGAUUGACAUCUUCUGCCAGCAGCAUUGUACGAGUACUUUUGUUCUAUGUGAUGCCUUAUCAUGCGUGAAGAUAACACACAGAAGUAAAUUGCCUUGUCUAAUAUAUCGAUUGGAGUGAAUCGUUGUGAAUUUACAAGAAAAUAUGCCCUUGCUUAACACAUGGAUUUAUGCCAUAUGAGUUUUGCACAAAUGCUAAUUUUUUGUUUAUCUAGUGUAUCUUCCAGGACUUAAGACAUUGGGCAAAUAUAGUGUGAGGCAAAAUUGCCAGAUCUGAAUGUACUUUGAUCAGGUCCAAUCAGUUAGUUGAAGACGGCUUCAGUCUUUCAUAUAGCACUACCAUGAUGAAAAGAAUCAGAAGGUGUAGCUAAAAUCAGAAUCAGCUAGUUGGCUGACGUCACCGGAGUCACGAUAGCGGCUUCUUUACGAAAAAGCUAAUAUUCCCCAUCGGUGCCAUCCCGCAUGUUGCGUCGUUGCCGUCUGAACAACGACUGAUUGGACAAGUGUGUGAAUACGUGUGAAAUGAGCCAAAGUUGCUCGCACAAUUUUGUUUUUCACCAUAGCAGAUUGGCCAAACCUGGUAAUCUAUCAUCGUUAAGAACUACCGAUAUGUCGAUAUCGAAUACUCAAAAGUUAAGAGAAAUCUAAAUAUUAUAAUUAAUGUAAUUGUUUAUCGUUAAAUCUGAAUACGUUCGAUGAACGAAUGCUGUCUGUUUUGUGUAAUCACUACAAAGGAUUACUUUUUAAAAUAUACGUUAGUGACAAGAA